UUUCAGCCUAGUUAAUUAGCAUAGUUUUGUACAAAUCUUAUCCUGAAAAAUGAAUCCUGAUUUCAACGAACAAGUUUCACCCAAAACAUUGGAGCAUAAUGGUAUAUUCUCAGAGCUUGUUUCCUCAAUGGUUGAUGAACUAGCAAAUAAAAGAUCAAUGAAAGAGUCGGACAAAGCCAUCGAGUCACAAAUAUUCAAGCCAAGCCACUCAUUAAAAGAAAACGCUUUGCGACAAAGUGAAAAUUAUCUCAAAACAAUUUCACUGUUCACCUCUUUUGGAUGGUUGAGAUUGUCACAGCACAUUCCCAGUGAUGGCAGACCAGCGCAAAUGGAAAAAAUUUUGUUUCGCUCCCUACAUCAAACUAAAAAACUCAUUAAAAGUUUUUCUCUAAAAGAAAAAAACUGUCUUGCAGAGGAAGUCUUACUUCCUCUUGUAAAUACAUUUACCACAACAGUUUGGGAACAGUUAUCCGACAACAACGAAUUAUCGAGUAAAAAUCAAGCGAAACUCCUUUUCGAAUUGGCAAAAUGCUACGAAGAAUUGGAAGCCUAUCACGAAUUUAAAGAAAUAAAUGGAGAAGGCAUCAGAAUUAUGGAGGACAGAUAUGGCGAAAAAUCUGUACAAUAUAAAUUGUAUGGUAAAAUUUUAAACAACCAAUCAAUUGCUCUGAUUAACCUUGGUCAAAAACAGGAAGCAGAAGACAUGUUUGCCAAAACUAUUGAGGUAAAGAAACAGGCGACUGAUUACACUAAUGAUGCUGAAAGAAAGAAAUGCAUCGGAAAUUCUGUGGAAGCCUUGGAAGCUUGCAAAAACCAGAUAAAAGUCUAUUCUGAAAGGGCUGACUUACAUAUGUCAAAGUAUGCAAAGUUGUCAAGAUUAGAAGUGACUUCAGAGGCAUCAAAUUCAUUUCGGGCCAAAGCAAUUAGUUCUGGUUCCAUUGGUUUCGAUAGAUGUUCUCUGACGUUUACUAAAGGAGCUCUUCUACCAUUCACUGAAAUAAACGCCCAGUUGGACUUUGACUAUAAAAAUAUUCCUGAAGGGUUUAUAGCAAUAUCACCGAUAUUGAGUAUCAAGCCCGGGACUACCGAUCUUCAGAAAUAUAUCGGCGUGGAACUCCCUACGUGGUGCACGACAACAUGUGAAGGCAUAAAAAUUUCAGUUAUGUGCAAGAAGUGGGAUGACAAUGAUGAAUGGAAAGAAAUUGGUCAAGUGGACUUGGACAAUUCCGAAACUGUAACUUUUAAAAUUAAUCACUUUUCCUGGUAUGCCAUUUUCCUGAAUGUGUCAUCCAUAAUGAAGCGGUUUUCUUCCUUUUUGUCAUGGGCUGUUGGCUCCUUGAUAUACUAUAAAAUCCGUGCCCUUGUAUACUACACAAAAAACUUCAGACAACUCGCCAUACUACUCUGUGGCGACCAUGAUGCAACGGAAGAACGCUGUCAUGAACUCUUAGAAAAAAAUGGCUACUCCAGGGCCCUUCCUUUGGCAGACCAAAUUGCAAUUCAACUGGGAUCUAGCGUGGAGGUAAAACUAAAAAGCACCAAACCAGUCAAUAAUAUCGAAUUUAUAUUGGAUUUACGUGUAGAGGAACAGAUGCCGAGAGGCCACUGUCAACGGUAUUUCAACCUAUCAGAGGAGCUAAGCAGUGAACGAGAGUUGGAAUUUGAAUAUACGAUUUCGUCAGAAGGGCAUGUCAGAAUCUCACAUACUAUUCUUCUUAUGAAAGGAGGAAAUCAAUCUGCGUCUUCGAACGCUAUGGCAAGAGUACGACAACCACCAAACGUUUCCUACCAUAUCGCAAAAGUAGAUAGUGCAUCAUUUCACGGUAGCAACGCGGGGACGUCUCAGAACAAGAAAACUGAAUGAACACUGCAGACAAUUUAUAUAUCUACUAAAACUAACUUUUUCGCCAUCUUCUCAUUAUUAAAAUAUAGAUAUGGAUACUAAUCAAAACUGAAGAAGAAUGUAGUUACCAAAGUUUUGAAUUACAUUAGGAUUGAACAUUUCUUUUACUCUCUAGUUUAUCUUGCACAUAAUUAACACCUGACACGCGAUUGCCCAGCUGAGAGCAUAUUUUAGUAUUUGUAUAUACCGUAUUUCCGUAUAAGUUUUUUUUUCAAAUCAGUUUCAAAUGGAAUGCUGUGUUAUGUGUUAGUGCUCUAAUUUUUAUUUGAUUGAAUACUUUAUUUGAUUAUACAACAUACUUCACAAUGUAAUAAAGACAAAUGUUUUAAAAGGGAAAUAAA
Molecule: messenger RNA, 2244 nt
Organism: Styela clava
Lineage: Eukaryota; Metazoa; Chordata; Ascidiacea; Stolidobranchia; Styelidae
Source: RefSeq, a predicted model, not a curated record